Rhizophagus irregularis DAOM 181602=DAOM 197198 is the source of this 1422-nucleotide messenger RNA. NCBI's taxonomy places the organism in Eukaryota, Fungi, Glomeromycota, Glomeromycetes, Glomerales, Glomeraceae. The record is from RefSeq and is a predicted model, not a curated record.
AUGUUUAAUAAAUAUUGUUACGAGAAAUAUGGUGACAUAUAUGAGACUAAUAAUAUUUUACGAAGUAUAGUUUUAUGUCGACCGGAAUAUCUUGAAAAUUUUUUAUCAAAUACGCAUUGGAUGAGAUCGCCAAAUCACAAAGGAUUAAAAGAAUUGGGAAUUGAAGGAAAAGGAAUAACGUACAAUAAUAAUUUUAGGUCGUGGACAUUUAAUCGUAAUUUUUUUAAUAAAGCUAUUUUGUCACCGAAAUUUACUAAUGAAGUUAUUGAUUGGACAAAUGAACUUUUCAAUGAAUUAGAAAGUUAUUGGGAUAAGUUAUUUCUUAGAGAAGAGAUUAUUAAAGAAAAUAAAAAUAAAUUAGAUUUUAUUGAUUGGUUUAAUCAUUAUAAAAAUGAUAUGAUUAUUAAAUUAUUAACUGGGGAAAGAACUUAUUCAAUGGCAAAUUAUUUUAAUACUCUUAGUGAUGAAAAAUCUGGUCAUCAAUCAGAGAGAGUCGAAGAUUCUGAGAAACUAUUUCAAGCAAUUCGUAAAUUUCAUACGGGACAUUGUUUCUUUUUCAUAAUUUAUCCUUUUGUACGACGUUAUGUUCCGUUUUUUAAAAAUAUAGCAGAUAAUUUACUUCAAAGCAUAGAGUUUACCAAUCAAAAACUGGAUGAAAUUAUUAAGAGACGUAGACAACAAAUUGAAGUUACACCAUUGGAUAAACUCUUACCUCAUGAUAUGUUGACAUCGAUGAUCAUCAAGAAUACAUUUCGUGAUGGUGAUUAUGUCGAAACUGAUGAAGCCAAUAGAUCUAUGACUGAUAGUGAAAUUCGUGUCAAUUUAUUCGAUGGAAUUUCCAAUGGAUCUUACAAAUCUGCAAAUAUGCUUUCAUUCAUUAUUUAUUAUAUUGCACAUCAUCCAAAUGUGAAAAAGAAAAUGUUAGAAGAAAUUGAUAGUAUAUUCCAAGAUGAUAAAAUGCGAACAAUUAAUAAAGAUGAUUUUUAUAAUCUAAAAUACUGUGAAGCAAUUGUAAAAGAAACAGCUCGCAUUCUCCCAAUUGUGCACUUUAAUACAAGAUAUAUUGAUAAACCUAGUGAAAUAGCAGGAUAUCAAUGGCCAGCUGACACAUUUUUUCUAAUUAAUGUUCAAACUAUUCAUAAUAAUGGUAAUUAUUGGGAGGAACCUAAUGAAUUUAACCCUGAUAGAUGGAUGAAUGAAAAUUUUGAACCAAAGAAAAAUUCUUUUAUCAUGUUUGGUAACGGAUUAAGAUUAUGUCCGGGAAGAAAGUUAGCAGUGAUUGAAUUAGUUUGUUUGAUGGUUUUAUUGUUUAGAAAAUAUGAAAUUAAUUUAGUAGAUAUGAAUUCUCCUAUUAAAACUAAGUGUAACGGUAUUUUAAUUUCUUGUGUCGAAUUAUUAGUUGAAAUUAAACCAAGAAAUUGA